AUGGGACGUCCGGCGGCUCCAGGCCACAAGGAGGGUCCUCCGGGUGAUGGCGAACGGAGUGAGGGCGAUCCCGGUGGGCAAAGCAAGAACGGAGGAGGAGGACCACCGGCCCAACUUGGAGCUGCUGGCGAGGCAAAGGAGACGGAGGAGGAGCCAGGAGAGAAGGGAGCCGGACGCAACCCUGGAGCUGGCAAGGGCCAGAGGAAGGUUGGCCGAGGAGAUGGCCAAAGAAGCGGUCCGUCGAUGGAAGGCGGAGGCAGCUGCAGGGCGUGUCGCAAUGCUCCGAAGAGCGGCGCGCCGGAGAUGCCAGCGGAGCAGGGCCACCCAGCGGAGCCGGUGGGCCAGGAAGGAGGCGGUGGAGGCAAGAUUGAGAAGGAUGACGGGGCCACGGGAGUGGCCAAGCCGGAAACUGAAGGUGGUGCGCUGGGGGCAUGCUUGGAAUUCUAG
Molecule: messenger RNA, 447 nt
Organism: Drosophila ananassae
Lineage: Eukaryota; Metazoa; Arthropoda; Insecta; Diptera; Drosophilidae
Product: putative cuticle collagen 80
Exons: 2
Coding region: 1-447 (148 amino acids)
Source: RefSeq, a predicted model, not a curated record